CCACCCCUGGCUCUCCUCCCCGGGCAUUCAGAAAGAGAAUUAUUUCCGCCUGGUGGAAGUAGAAAUCAAGAAUGAAAACUAAGAAAGGUAUUGUUCCGGUAUCAGGCAGUGAGACUGAGGAUGAUGACAACAUGGAUAUUCCCCUGGACCUUUCCUCUUCAGCAGGCUCAGGCAAGAGGAGAAGACGGGGUAAUCUACCCAAAGAAUCUGUACAGAUUCUCCGGGACUGGCUCUAUGAACAUCGAUUUAAUGCUUAUCCUUCAGAGCAAGAAAAAGCUUUACUAUCCCAGCAAACACACCUAUCCACACUACAGGUCUGCAACUGGUUCAUCAAUGCACGCCGCAGGCUUCUCCCUGACAUGCUGAGAAAAGAUGGCAAGGAUCCAAAUCACUACACUAUUUCCCGCCGAGGGGCCAAGAUUUCUGAGGCUAACUCUGUGGAGUCUGCCAUGGGCAUCAAAAACUUCAUUCCAGCUUUAGAUGAGAGCUCAUUUCAUGCCUGUACAACUGGACCAAACCAGACCUUAGGAAGACCACUGUCUCCUAAGCCCCCAUCCCCAGGAUCGAUAUUGGCCCGGCCCUCGGUGAUUUGCCAUACCACGGUGACUGCAUUGAAAGAUGCCCCUUUCCAUCUAUGCCAGUCAGUCAGUGUCGGACAGAACACAGACAUGCAGCAGAUACCAGCCAACGGUUUCACAGACACCUCUCUCCUGUACUCAGAGGACACGGGUAAAUCUGGACCAAGUGCAAAUACCCAGAGUGGGCUUUUCAACACUCCCCCCCCAACCCCACCAGACCUCAACCAAGAUUUUAGUGGAUUUCAGCUCCUAGUGGAUGUUGCCCUCAAAAGGGCAGCUGAGAUGGAGCUUCAGGCAAAACUGAUGGCCUAACCCUCUUUUCAAGCAGCAGAAUUCUCAGAAAAUGUUUGUUAUGGUUGCCUGAGUGAUGUCAAAAGACUAAUGACUGCAUUAUUUUAUAUAUGUUUUUUUAUUAAUAUUUGCACAAAGGAUUGCUGAAAUGAAGCUUCCUGUUACUGAGAUGUCUUCAAUGGAAUAUAGUCAUUCCAAGAACUGUAAACUUAAAAGCUACUGUAGAAACAAAGGGUUUUCUUUUUUUAAAUGUUUCUUGGUAGAUUAUUCAUAAUGUGAGAUGUUUCCCAAGAUCAUGUGAUUUUUUUUUUAUUCCCCUUCUCCCUUUAUUUUUGUUAUUUCUUUCAGACUGUGCAAUACUUAGUAAAGCUAUAGUCUUCUUCUCAUUCCCAUGUGGAACAGGAUGCUGACAUACUGUCAAUUUUUUUAAGCAAGUAUGAACUUAGUUGAUUGGUGUUGCCUUUUUCAUGAUGUAAUAAAAUAUUUUCUUUAAAAGUGA
Molecule: messenger RNA, 1368 nt
Organism: Phascolarctos cinereus (koala)
Lineage: Eukaryota; Metazoa; Chordata; Mammalia; Diprotodontia; Phascolarctidae
Gene: TGIF1
Product: TGFB induced factor homeobox 1
Biological process (GO): regulation of DNA-templated transcription
Molecular function (GO): DNA binding
Source: RefSeq, a predicted model, not a curated record